This is a messenger RNA of Seminavis robusta, 2205 nucleotides long. NCBI's taxonomy places the organism in Eukaryota, Bacillariophyta, Bacillariophyceae, Naviculales, Naviculaceae. The record is from the annotation of a GenBank genome assembly.
AUGGUGGAUCCGUCCUCAUCUACAGCAUCUGCUGCCGUCAGUACUGCCCGCGCCACAAGUGUAGAUACCGAUACCGAUACCCAUCAACAACCCCGCACAGUCUUCAAACGACCCAGGCAAUCCACAAAACGAACUGGAAUAGCUCUCUCUGCUCUCUCUACCGUCCUUGUUUUGGCUCUUUUGGUUGUGGUAGCUGUCGAGAACCAAGCUCCUCAAUCAAAGUUGGCAAUAUGGCUGAGACAGACGCCAUGUAGUAGAAGUAGAAGUAAAAGUCGACCCGCAUCUCAACACCUUAAUCAAACUGUGUCAGCCAUUAAGAAGAAGAAACAAAGAAGAAAGCGUCGGCUCGAGGAAGGCGAAGAGGAAGAAGAUCAAAUGGAGGAGGAGGAGGAGGAAAAUGAAAGAGAUGACGAAGAGGAGGAUAAUAACGACGAGGACAACAAAGACAACAACCAAGAAGGUGGGGAUGACCUUUAUAAUGACGACAAUGGAGGCAGGAACCAGGACGACUACUACGCGGUUGCAGACGAUCAAGUAGAAGAGGAGGAAGAAGAGGAGAUCAUGCAAACCUAUCCUCCUGUCUACAUUGACGACGAUUUUUAUGCAUUCCAGGAGGAUCCAGGUCCGCCUCGACUCUUCCCCCUAAGCUCUCGAGACGUAGCAGCCUAUGUGCUGGCAUCUUGUGGUCUUACUCUUGGUGCAUCUGGUGGUAUUGGUGGAGGUGGUAUUGUUGUACCAGUGUACAUUCUUGUGGCUGGUCUCGCCCCCAAAAUCGCCAUUCCUCUAGGAGCCGUUACAGUGCUCGGUGGGUCAGUGGCCAGCACUACGGUCAAUGCAAGGCGAAGACACCCCCUCGCUGAUCGACCCAUUAUUGACUGGGACCUUGUCUUGGUUACAGAGCCCUUGACUUUGAUCGGAGCUUUGAUGGGGACAUUGUUGCACCGUAUACUGAGCGAAAAGGUUCUGAUUGUGAUUCUGGUGUUGCUCCUGAGUGUGUCAGCCCAUUCAACCUUGGCUAAAGCAAAACGAAUGCAUGAUGCUGAAACCAGAUACAUUCAGAAACUGCGAGCAGUGCACCACUUAUCAGAAGUACAUCAUCAUGUUCAUGUUCCUCCACCGCCUUCAAGACCGCGCAUUGUACCGCUUCCAACUGUUGCCAAAUCAUCCCGAGACCUCACCAUGGCAGGCGAACCGUACUUCUCACCUAGAUCUCCCUCUCUUAGUCCAACGGCUGGUGUCGUCACACCUCCUACCUUUGCACAUGCUGUACGGACAGAUGAUGAUUGCUUUAGCAACAUGACUUGCGAGAAUCAUGAUGUCACAACAAUUGACCCCGAUACGUCGUUUGAAGAUGAUGAUUUGAAGUUGCAAAAGACACAGUCUGAAGGAUCCACUCCACGCAAAAUGGGCGUGGAAGAACGGCAACAAAUUCUCAUUUUGAAUCCAGAUUUUAUCACACUUCGAUCAGGAUUGUUGGAAGAGGAAAAGUUCACUCCCCGAUCGAAAAUCAUUGCUUUGUGUCUCAUGUUUUCCAUUCUAAUGUUUCUUAAUAUUAUGAUUGGAGGAGGGGCCUUUCCCAGCCCUUGGGGUAUCCGCUGUGGUUCGGUUGCUUUUUGGGUCGUUCAAGUGAUCAUGGUGGCAUUCCUGGUAUCUUCAGCUUGGGCCGCUCAGACCUAUCUUGUCAAUCGCCAUGAGAUGAAGGAAAUUGUUCGCUUCGACUAUGUUCAUGGAGAUAUAAAAUGGGACGCUCGCAGUGCCAUUAUAUAUCCAGCACUCUUCAUCUGUGCGGGGACCUUCGCUGGGCUUUUUGGUAUUGGUGGUGGCAUGGUAACAGUCCCACUCAUGCUUGCGAUGGGAGUUCAUCCAGCAGUUGUGAGUGCCACUUCCAGUGCCAUGAUUCUGUUUACCAGCUUUGCAUCCGCAAGUUCCUACCUGGUCUUUGGCCUGAUUCUGUACGACUAUGCCAUUGUUUGCUUUGUGGUUGGUUUCUUUGCUUCCCUGUUUGGAAACAAGGUGAUGCGUCAAGCUCGUCAAGCCAAGAGUGCCAACGGACGCAACUUUGAACGCAACUCCUACAUUGCCUUUUGCAUUGGUGGUGUGAUUUUGGUCUCUUCUUUGCUCAUGACUAUUGACUAUGUCUUUCGAGUAUACGCCUUUGAUGACGUUGAUUAUCCAGAGGGUCUCUGUGAGGGGUAUCGGAUCUAG